Ilyonectria robusta is the source of this 1456-nucleotide messenger RNA. Its product is annotated as guanine nucleotide exchange factor. Gene Ontology annotation, biological process: G protein-coupled receptor signaling pathway. Bases 102 to 1199 code for a protein of 365 amino acids. Gene Ontology annotation, molecular function: guanyl-nucleotide exchange factor activity; G-protein alpha-subunit binding. Gene Ontology annotation, cellular component: cytoplasm. Lineage: Eukaryota; Fungi; Ascomycota; Sordariomycetes; Hypocreales; Nectriaceae. The transcript is spliced from 5 exons. The record is from RefSeq and is a predicted model, not a curated record.
ACGUGACAACCGCACGCGCCAAUUGCUUCCCCGCGUGACGUCUGUAGCGAUUAACCUGAGUUCUGCUUAGGCUCCAAUAACCGGCAUCCUACUCGUUCAUCAUGGCAACUGCAGAGACCGAAGCGGAAAUACGGAACGAGCUCGAAGAGAUAAUCGAAGUCCUCGAAGCUGGGAAGGAAGCGAGCACAAGCGCAGAGCGCGAAGAGCUGCUUCAACGGCUUGUUUACCGCACGAAGUCUGCCACCGACAAUGUCCUGCACCCGCUUUUCACUAAGCGCGGAGUAUGUGCCCUCGGGCGCUGGGCCUUUGAGAACGGCGCGUCCAUUGAGUGGCGUACUGCCCUGAGAUGCCUCACCAAUGUGUUUCUCCGGUCGGCGCCAACGAGGCAGGUGUUUGUCGACGAGGGCUACGUGAAACAGACAAUUAGCCUGAUGAAGAAUGGCGACCCCGACGAUGAGUUACUCACUACCAGCAUUUUGCUUCACUGCUCAACGGGUACUAGUCUGGAUCUUGGUCCCAAUUUUGAGCAAGAUGACCUCGCGGGCAUUGUCAAUACGAACGUAUCACGUCACGUCAGAGCGACAACCCCUUCAUCCAGUGGUCUUUCAGCAUCCGGUACUGCGACACUCGCACUGCUGUCUACCCUGUCGCUACAUUACGAGUCACAAGCCUAUCGAUUCCUUGAAUCUCUAACCCCAAUCCUGGAAAUCCUUAAUAACGCCCCCAUGCUUUCGCCGCCCCUGCAGCCGCCUGUUUCAUCACUAGUCGCCUGUCUUGCCUCUAUCCCUAUUCAGGCGAGUCAAUCAUUUCCAGAGUCGGCCGUGGACAAGUUGGCAGACAUACUAGAAUCGGGCAUUCUGGCUUAUGGUACGGGGGGGGGGAGGGAGCUCAUGUCGCUGUUCAUUGCUCUACUUCGCUUGGCGCAAUCUGAAUCAGUGGCAGCUCAAUCACAGCUACGUGCACGCCUUCUACCAUCUGACCAAGACUGGGCAAAGCCACUUGGCCAGGGCGACUCUCUACCACACAAGCUCAUCCACCUUGCGACCACAUCGGCGGCGGCCGAGGUGCGCGGCAUUUCUAUGGUUGUGCUAUUUGAGCUGUCCAACAAAAAUGAGUCCGAAUUUGUGCGCAACGUGGGCCCCAGCAAUGCAGCCGAGUUCCUCGCUUCCAGAGGCCCCAGCUCUCAGAGAGAGAUUUGAGCGAGGAAAAGAAGACUGAAGAUGAUUCCGAAGCACAUCCGACCACUAGCCAGAGAGAAAACCUGGAGGUCCGGCCCCUUGCACCAGAGACGGCCGAUGGGGAGAAGGGGGUCAAAGUGGCGAGAUUACUUCUCUGGUUCGAGAGGUUUGUUGCCCUUCCAAGUUUCAUAUAUCUUCUCCAUGCUGAUGUUUGAUACAGGCUGAAGGCGCACAAAUCUUUCAAUGUUGAGAACCAGUAUCUCAGUUUGAACCCCGGU